AUUCGCAUUACAAGAAUGGGUGACGAGCAGCUGGCGAAGGCUGGGCUUUUUGUAGAUGAUUUCAACAGACUUAGGCUUAUUGAUCCAGAUGUUGCUGAACUUUUACAAAGUGCUCAAGAUAAAUCGUCCGAAUUCAACGAUCAACUGAAAAAUUUCCAAACCACAACUGGUGGACUUAUCGAUAGCAUUGAAGAGUUCGCAAAUGUUGUUGAAACGGAAAAGAUUCGUGCAAUGAUGGUCAGAAACACACAGGAACGGGAUUUGGCAGAAGAUGAUCCAGUGCUUCUUCAGAUGACGAUUCGAGAGUUGACAGUGGAAAAGGAGAGAUUAAGGGUAGAACUAGAAGCAGUUCGGAAGAUUGAAAAGGAGCAAGACGAGUGUAUUCAAAUGAUGACUGAACAUUAAAGCCUUUAUUUUUGAAAUAAUGCUAAUACUGUAAAUAAACAAUAAAAAUUAUAAAUUC
Caenorhabditis elegans is the source of this 463-nucleotide messenger RNA. It is a transcript of the gene ift-20, whose product is annotated as Intraflagellar transport protein 20 homolog. Lineage: Eukaryota; Metazoa; Nematoda; Chromadorea; Rhabditida; Rhabditidae. Gene Ontology annotation, cellular component: cilium. Bases 16 to 405 code for a protein of 129 amino acids. The transcript has 3 exons. The record is from RefSeq and is marked reviewed.